Messenger RNA from Etheostoma spectabile (orangethroat darter), 1997 nucleotides. It is a transcript of the gene pdss1, whose product is annotated as prenyl (decaprenyl) diphosphate synthase, subunit 1. Gene Ontology annotation, biological process: isoprenoid biosynthetic process; ubiquinone biosynthetic process. Lineage: Eukaryota; Metazoa; Chordata; Actinopteri; Perciformes; Percidae. The record is from RefSeq and is a predicted model, not a curated record. The coding region runs from base 56 to 1312 and encodes 418 amino acids. Gene Ontology annotation, molecular function: prenyltransferase activity. The transcript is spliced from 11 exons. Gene Ontology annotation, cellular component: transferase complex; mitochondrion.
UAACUUCCGGUUCCGCUGAAAUAUAUCCUGUGCCGACGCCUUACCGCCUGAGAACAUGGCGUGCCCGUGGUUGAGGCAGUGCAGAAGGUGGAGUGCAAACUGUACGAACGCGAGUUUGUUUGAAACCUUGUGGCAUUGUAAUGCCAGGGCUGCGUCCUCCGUGGGGCAGAGAACCUGGAGCUCCGGGCUGGGGAACGAGGGGACACCAUCACCACUACCAACACAGAUACACGCCAAAUCUAACUUUACUACAUCUCUCACCAGACACAAGUCACGGUUGCUGAAUCCCACACUACAGCCUCGCUGUUGCAGAAAGACUGUACACAGUGAUGCGAAGCUGAAGGACCCCUUCACAUUAGCCCAGAAAGAUUUAACUAAUUUAUAUGAUGACAUCAGAAAGGAGCUAUUUGUAUCCAAAGAAGAGCUGAAGUCUCUAUGUGACUACUACUUUGAUGGAAAGGGCAAGGCCAUCCGACCGUUGAUAGUUGUCCUGAUGGCCCGGGCUCUCAACAUCCACAGCAACAGAUCCGGAGAUUUGAUCCCAGGGCAGAGGCACGUAGCUAUGAUCACAGAAAUGAUCCACACUGCCAGCUUGGUGCAUGACGACGUCAUAGACGGAUCAGACAAACGAAGAGGAAAGAGUACCAUCAAUGAAGUGUGGGGUGAAAAAAAGGCCAUCUUGGCUGGAGACUUCAUCCUCUCAGUUGCCUCCAUGGCCAUGGCUCGCAUUGGUAACAACACAGUGGUAAAAGUGUUCGCCCAGGUGAUUGAGGAUCUGGUACGAGGUGAAUUUAUGCAGCUGGGCUCAAAAGAGAACGAGAACGAGAGAUUCAAACACUACCUCGAGAAAACUUUCAAGAAGACAGCGAGUCUUAUUGCAAACAGUUGUAAAGCAGUAUCCGUUCUGGUAAAUUCUGACCCUGAGGUUCAUGAAAUAGCCUACCAGUAUGGUAGGAAUGUAGGCAUUGCAUUUCAGCUGGUGGACGACGUCUUGGACUUCACCUCAGGAACCAACCACCUGGGGAAGCCCUCGGCUGCAGAUCUCAAACUGGGCUUGGCCACUGGGCCGGUCCUGUUUGCUUGUCGACAAUUUCCUGAGCUCCAUUCAAUGAUCAUGAGGCGCUUCAGCUUAAAAGGAGACAUAGAACAAGCCUGGAAGUUCGUCUUUCAGAGCGAUGGCGUGCAACAGACAGAGUACUUGGCCAAGCGCUACGGCCAGGAGGCCGUGAGGCAGAUCAGCAGGCUCAGGCCGUCGGCAGAGAGAGACGCCCUCAUCAGUCUUACUGAGAUGGUGCUUACCAGAGACAAGUGAACCACCAGUGCUGGGCUUCACUUCAGGCAGCUACCUGUGGAAAUGAACUCACUCUGCCGCCCGUGUUUGCACAUACCAAGGUCGGAGAGAAACUACGAGAGACGAGAUGGGAAUCGGGUUUGGAAGGACCUCUGGUGCUGGUUUUAGCGCCAACUCUAAAUGAACACUCAAUUACUAUCAAGUAAUCAAACCAGUAUGGAAGGGGUCUCUCUCUCUCUCUGCCAAAAAAAAUAUACCAUAUAGAAAUACACUUGGUUUUUUAGUGCUAAUCCUUUGAUUCCGAUAUCCUGAAUGGUACCAACAGCGAUGAUUGGAAACGGAAAUAUUAUAAACUUCAAUGAUUGGAGGACGCUGACAACGGCAAUCCAAUUCAACUUCAUUCAGUACUGUAACUGCAACAUCCUCUCAACUUCAACGGACAGUUUGUCACAUGGUGACGUCGAGCUGUGGCGACAUGAUUGCAAAAUCGGUGCAAUUACAAACGCAAUGGAAGUAAAAUGUCAUUGGUGCGUUUGUUUAGAUCCGUUAUCGUUGACCAAGAACCGUGCACACCUCACAGGCCAAAUAAUCAUGUCUUUGACUUGUGAAAUGUUAUUUAAUGCAAAGUGUCUUGUAACAACUAAGGCCUUAACAUCUACAAUGACAUAUGUAUGACAAUAAACCUACAAUUGUGCUUUUGUUUAUA